AUGAAGACCACACUCUACCUAAGUUUGCUCCUGGCUGGGUUUCACACUGUUGCCCACAGUCAGCUCCCACCCAGCGACCACAAUGGACAUGAUCCAAAUGACCCUAAACAUCACGUACAUCAUGGAGGUGAAGCAAUCGCUUGCCUCAAACUUGUGCCAAACAAUGCUGACUUUGCAUUCCAGUUUUUUAGGGAGGUUACACAGGAGGAACCUAAUAAGAACAUUUUCUUCUCUCCUGUGAGCAUCUCCUCUGCCUUUGCAAUGCUGGCCCUUGGGGCUAGAUCAGCCACACAGUCUCAGAUUCUGGAAGGACUCACCUUCAACCUUACAGAGAUUCAGGAGAAAGAGAUCCAUGAAGGCUUCCACAACCUAAUCCACAUGCUGAACCAUCCUGAGGGUGGAGUCCAGCUCAACAUGGGAAAUGCCAUCUUCGUAACAGAGAAGCUGAAACUCCUAAAAAAGUUUUUAGAUGAUGCCAAAGCUCUGUAUCAGCUGGAGGCUUUUACAACUGACUUUAACAAACCCACAGAAGCUGAAAAUCAGAUCAAUGAUUAUAUAGAGAGGAAAACACACGGGAAAAUUACUAAUUUGGUCAAGGACAUGGACCCACACACUGUAAUGCUUCUGGCUAGCUUUGUUUUCUUUAAAGGCAGCUGGGAAAAGCCUUUUAAACCAGAGCAUACUGAAGAAAGGGAGUUCUUUGUGGAUGCUGAAACAACAGUGAAAGUCCCUAUGAUGCACCAGAUGGGCAGAUUUGACUUCUAUUUUGAUGAGGAUCUGUCAUGCACUGUCGUACGGCUGCAUUAUAAUGGGAGUGCUACUGCAUUUCUAGUUCUGCCAGCAAAAGGGAAAAUGAAGCGGUUAGAGCAAACUCUGGACAAGGAAACCAUCCAGAAAUGGUCAGACCAUCUCCUCCAAAGCUUUAUGAACCUCUACUUCCCCAGAUUUUCUAUUUCUGGGAGCUAUGAAAUAAGUGACAUCCUUAGAAAGAUGGGAAUUGUAGAUGUGUUCACCAACCAGGCAGAUCUCUCUGGCAUCACUGGCACCCUAGAGCUGAAGGUUUCCAAAGUUGUCCACAAGGCAUUUCUGGAUGUUGAUGAGAAAGGUACUGAAGCGGCAGCAGCAACUACUAUUGAAAUAAUGCCAGUGGCUUUUCCUCCAACCAUUGAAUUCAGCCAUCCCUUCCUCAUGCUGAUUUUUGAUAGAGAUACAAACAGUACACUCUUCAUAGGAAAAAUAGUUAACCCGGCUAUGACUAGCUGA
This is a messenger RNA of Hirundo rustica (Barn swallow), 1263 nucleotides long. Its product is annotated as alpha-1-antiproteinase 2-like. The coding region runs from base 1 to 1263 and encodes 420 amino acids. Lineage: Eukaryota; Metazoa; Chordata; Aves; Passeriformes; Hirundinidae. The record is from RefSeq and is a predicted model, not a curated record. Gene Ontology annotation, biological process: negative regulation of endopeptidase activity. The transcript is spliced from 4 exons. Gene Ontology annotation, molecular function: serine-type endopeptidase inhibitor activity.